AAGAGGGGACAGAAGAGGAACAUAUGGACGGUCAAUCAUGUUGAGGGAACAAAACUCAGGAUGAACAAGAGGAGAAGACCCAGUUACCGUCCUGAAGACCAAGAAGCAUUCUACCGACUUCUGGAGGAUCCCGUGAUCCAGAGCUUCUUGGAAGCUGACAUUUUCCUCAAAGUGUCUGAUAAGUACCUGCUUUCCAUGGUGGUGGAGUACUUUGGCCGUGUCGGGCUGCCUGGACACCUCUACAACAGGAUCCACUUCUUCCUGGCCCUCUACAUUGCCUCCGACAUGGAGGAGGACAACCCCACAUCCAAACGGAGCAUCUUCCAGUUCCUGCUGGGCAGGGAGCACUGGCCUGACCUCUACAAGGAGUUCCUGAAGUUGAAGGUGGAGUUCUUCCAUGCAAUGGGGCACCGAGCCUGGGUCACCCCGGAGUUGUGUGAGGAGAUCCAGGCCCAGAACCCACAUCACUGGGUCUGGAGUCGGGCGCGCCAGUGCGCCCCCUAGGUCCCCAGGGAACAGAGCGGGGGGCUGCAGGUGGUCCAGGGUGUGAUGGAGCCUAUUCUGACCCUAGGAAAAAGAAGGUCAAGUGUGCUCUGUGAUAAACCAAGUUUGGGAUAAAGCUUAAUUCAUCCACAGCCUUCUUAUUUGAGGACCAACAGCUACUAUAUAUACCAGAAUCUCAAAUUCCAAAGAAAAUUGCAUUAU
Molecule: messenger RNA, 705 nt
Organism: Ailuropoda melanoleuca (giant panda)
Lineage: Eukaryota; Metazoa; Chordata; Mammalia; Carnivora; Ursidae
Product: speedy protein E5
Exons: 6
Coding region: 61-504 (147 amino acids)
Biological process (GO): positive regulation of cyclin-dependent protein serine/threonine kinase activity
Molecular function (GO): protein kinase binding
Source: RefSeq, a predicted model, not a curated record